UUGUGAAUGGGAGGGAAUUUCUUGCACAACCCAGCUACACCUGAUGAUGAUGAUAUUGAGAACUGGAUCAAUGGUUUGCCAUCAAACUAUAGCAACAACUGCUUGAGAGGAAGCCAACUUCAAACCCUCAAUGAUCCAUCCAUUUACAUGGGCAACGAAGGACUUUGUGGUGCUCCUCUUCCAAAGGGUUGCCCGGGUGAUGUACCAUCUUUUGUUAAUCAAUCUACAAAAACUAGUAGUGGUGAUGACCACGAGUUUUUCAUGUGGUUCUAUGCUGGUAUGAGACCUGGUUUCUUUGUUGGAUUCAUAGGAGUAUUAAGCAUUCUACUGUUUGCAAGAUCUUGGAGCUAUGCGUACUUCAAAUUUUUAGAGACAGCUUACAACAAAAUACACGGACUGUUUUUAUUAAAGGUUAGAGUUUUCUAUAUGCAGUAA
Molecule: messenger RNA, 435 nt
Organism: Ipomoea nil (Japanese morning glory)
Lineage: Eukaryota; Viridiplantae; Streptophyta; Magnoliopsida; Solanales; Convolvulaceae
Exons: 2
Coding region: 7-435 (142 amino acids)
Source: RefSeq, a predicted model, not a curated record